AUGGCCGCCCUCAGCGCGCAAACCUUCACUCCAGCCGAGGAAACAGAGGUCCAGAAAUGGGUCGCCACCUCGGAGAGCAUCCGUUCCGGUGCCGACGGCAACAACGCGGGCCACCUCGACGCCCUCAACGCCCACCUCGCCACGCACACCACCAUCCUUGGCAGCAAGCCCUCCAAGGCUGACAUCUCCCUCUACGAGACGCUCGCUCCUGUCGUCGCCGCCUGGUCCCCCGACGAGCGCACCGGCGAAAAGGGCCGUCCCAACAUUGUCCGCCACCUCGACUUUGUCCAGAACUCGCCCCUGUUUGAGCUCGCCGUCAAGAACAAGGUCGCCGUCGACCAGGACGACAUCCGCUACGUCAAGCCAGUCGUCGACGCCAAGGCCGAAAAGGAGCGCAUCAAGAAAGAAAAGGCUGCCGCCGCUGCGGCCGCGGGCGGUGCCGGUGCCGCGGGCGCCGUGGCUGCCACUACCACCGACCUCGUCGACCGCACAAAGGAAAAGGUCAAGGAGCUCGCCGAUGACGCCAAGGAGGCCGUUGCCGGUGGCGACAAGAAGCAGCAGAAGAAGGAGAAGAAGGAAAAGGCCCCCAAGCAGCCCAAGCCCCAGCCGGCCGCCGCGCCCCUGAGCCCCUGCCUGAUUGACCUCCGCGUUGGCCACAUUCUCAAGGCCAUCAACCACCCCGACGCCGAUUCCCUCUACGUCUCGACCAUUGCCAUGGGCGACAAGCCCGGCGACGACACGACCGAAUACGAGGGUCAGGUGUGCCGCACCGUGUGCUCCGGCCUGAACGGGCUGAUCCCGCUAGCCGAGAUGCAGGGCCGCAAGGUCAUCGUCGUCUGCAACCUCAAGCCCGUCAAGAUGCGCGGCAUCAAGUCGUGCGCCAUGGUCCUCGCCGCCUCGCCCCGCCUCAAGGAGGGCGAGGUCGACGACCACAAGGGCCCCGUCGAACUCGUCGCCCCGCCCGAGGGCAGCAAGGCCGGCGACCGCGUCUUCUUUGAGGGCUGGAAGGGCGAGCCCGAGGGUGUUCUCAACCCCAAGAAGAAGAUUUGGGAGACGUUCCAGCCUGGUUUCACUACCACUGACUCCCUCGACGUCGUCUUUGACGCGUCCGCCGUCGAGGUACUCGGCAAGAAGGACCUGGGCAAGCUUGUUACCGAGAGCGGCGGCGUAUGCACGGUCCAAACUCUGAAAGGGGCUACCGUCAGGUAA
Molecule: messenger RNA, 1209 nt
Organism: Beauveria bassiana ARSEF 2860
Lineage: Eukaryota; Fungi; Ascomycota; Sordariomycetes; Hypocreales; Cordycipitaceae
Product: GU4 nucleic-binding protein
Exons: 1
Coding region: 1-1209 (402 amino acids)
Cellular component (GO): methionyl glutamyl tRNA synthetase complex
Molecular function (GO): tRNA binding
Source: RefSeq, a predicted model, not a curated record